Molecule: messenger RNA, 2977 nt
Organism: Cheilinus undulatus (humphead wrasse)
Lineage: Eukaryota; Metazoa; Chordata; Actinopteri; Labriformes; Labridae
Gene: exd2
Product: exonuclease 3'-5' domain containing 2
Exons: 10
Coding region: 207-2141 (644 amino acids)
Biological process (GO): nucleobase-containing compound metabolic process
Cellular component (GO): cytoplasm; nucleus
Molecular function (GO): nucleic acid binding; 3'-5' exonuclease activity
Source: RefSeq, a predicted model, not a curated record
CAUCGUUAUAAAUACAGCCCGGAAGACAUGGCUCAGAUUGGCAUUAAAAAGCAAGGGUGCAUGUGUGGGAAACUGGCGUUGAGUUGGUUACAAACGUAAAGAAAGAUGAAUUUCCUGUUGAAAACACAGAAAGACAGCCAGGUUUAUAUGGCAUCCCACUGACACAGAAAGGGAUUCCUCUUCUUAGCCACAUCACUACAAUCACCAUGUCUCAUCGAGGGCCUUUAACGGCUGUCAUAACCACGGUGUUAGGGGCGACCCUAGGUGGACUUCUCAUAUGGAGAGUUUACCGGACGAAGAGGAAGAGGCUGCCUUUCAACCAGAAGGCGGCUGAACCUGUGGAAGCUUCACAUCCGGUGGAAAAGACGUUUCCAGCUGUGGAGUGUAAAGAAUCAGACCCUCCACACGUACAAGAGAAAGUGUGUAAAGCCGUGGAGUGUCAGACCUCUCAGCUGCUCCCUCCUGUGCAGAUACCAUCGUCGGAGCAGCUGCUGGGGGUGAAACCAGUGAUGGUGAGCUCUGAAGAAGAGUGGCAGCAGCUGUGGCCGCUGAUACAGGAGGAGCUGUCAGUCUUUCCUGUGCUGGGGCUCGACUGUGAAUGGGUAAAGGCAGAAGGAGUGUCUGUAAAGGGCCGACCGUCGGCGGUCUCCCUCCUCCAGUUGGCCUCAUAUUCCGGUCUCUGCGUCCUGGUGAGGCUGCUGCCGUUCCGUAAUGACCUGAGGACGUUCCCCCUCAGCUUAAUCGAAGUCCUCAGAGACCCCCACGUUCUCAAAGUUGGGGUCGGCUGCUAUGAAGACGGGAAGCGGCUGACGCGUGACUACGGUCUGUCGCUGACGUGUACAGUGGACCUGCGAUACAUUGCCUUAAGACAGAGGCAAACCAAAGUGAGUAACGGCCUGAGUCUGAAGUCUCUGGCAGCAGAUCUGUUGAAUGUUUCUCUGGAUAAAUCUCUGGAGCUGCGCUGCAGUGACUGGGAGGCAGAUCAGCUGACAAAGGAGCAGAUGACCUACGCCGCCAGAGAUGCCCAAGUUUCCGUCGCUCUCUUCCUCCGCCUCCUCGGCCUCCACACUGAAGCCGGGCCCGUCUCUUCCAGCGGGUGCUCGUACUCCGAGUUGGCGUCCCGCUGCCAGGGCCUGGUGGAUGUUCCCUUCAAGGGCCGAGGAGAUGUAGGAGACGAGCGGAACGCUGAUGGAGAGAGAAGGCGAAGGACGCGGAAACCGCCCGUUUAUGAAAGCCCCGAGUCUGGAGAUCAGCAAGUCCCAGACCCUCGAAAGAACAACAAGAGGAAACCGCUGGGUGUGGGCUACUCCGCCAGGAAGUCUCCUCUCUAUGAUAACUGCUUCCUUCAUGCUCCAGAUGGCCAGCCUCUGUGUACCUGUGACAAGAAGAAAGCCAAAUGGUACCUAGAUAAAGGAAUAGGAGAGCUGAUGAGUGAAGAACCCUUCAUUGUGAGGCUGCUGUUUGAACCGUCAGGACGUCCCGACUCCCAACAGGACUACUAUCUCACUGCUAAAGAGAACCUCUGUGUCGUCUGUGGGAAAGCAGAUUCAUACAUCCGGAAAAACAUCGUACCGCAUGAGUACAGGCGACAUUUCCCCACCGAGAUGAAGGACCACAACUCCCACGACAUCCUGCUGCUCUGCACCAGCUGCCACGCAGCCUCCAAUGUCCACGACGGCUUCCUGAAGCAGCAGCUGGCUGAGGAGUUCGCCGCCCCUCAGGGCUGCGAGGAGGGCGUCCGCCUGCUGGAGGACUCGGACCGACGGAAGGUCCGUUCUGCAGCCCGCGCUCUGCUCACAGCCGGGACUUUGCCGGAGCAGCGACGAGACGAGCUGCAGGGUUUGAUCAAGAACUUCCUCAACGUGAACGAGGAGGAGGAGCUGACAGACGACACGCUGCAGCAGGCUGCCGGGUUGGAGACGAGGAUAUUCAACGAGGCGUACGUUCCUCACGGCCUGAAGGUGGUUCAAGCUCACGCCGAGGACGGCCUGAAGGGUCUGAUGGACCUGGAGCGGCGCUGGAGGCAGCACUUCCUCACCACCAUGCAUCCUCGACACCUCCCUCCCCUGUGGUCUGUCGACCACAACCACAGCAAGUUCCUCCGCAAGUACGGAGCGGACCUGCCGAUCAAACUCAACUGACGGCAUGUCGGUGGCGUUGGGACCAGAAGCUGCUACAGACCGAGGCGAGAGACUCUGUUUCCUCCACAGCCACUCGUUCUUUUUUUACAAGAGAAGUUUCUCUUUUAAUGAACUUUUGCACCGUUAAAGAUGUGAUGAACACUGGAGGACGUUUCACUCUUUUCUGGUGACAUGAAGAAUCAAACUGACUUGUUUUGUAGAGAGAGGAUCGUUUUAUUAUGAACUUAAGUUAUUUAACACUCUGCCCUGCUUUAGUUUUCACUCUAUUGUCUGUUUUAAGUCAAUAGAUGGAAGGUGAGAAUCCCUGAAGCCUGUUGAAGCCACUCUCCAUCUUUGCCCUGUUUCCUUUUCUAAAAGAGGCGUUUGGUUCCAAGGUGCCUUUGGGCUCCGUCUCACACCUUUAGUCUGAGUGAUACCGCAGGAGAUGAUUUCCACAUGGUGAAGUUGGCUCGUUAUUUUCAUCAUUUAAUCUCCUGAUGUUUCUGCCCUGCUGCUGAUUCUCCUGACGGUCGGGGCUCCUCAUGGCUCGUGUUUUAACGUGCCUCUUAAUCCCUGAACCUGACUGGAGACGAGUCCCCGCAGCAGGACGCGACCUUGUUUCAGCCGUUUUCUCCACGACGUCGUUUUACAGAACCCAAACUGCACAGAGACGAAGACGUGCCAACGAUCAUGAAAGUAACCUUAACACUAAAGCCUCUCUCCAGCACAUUUAUCUUUUUAAAGCGUGAUAAAUUUAUUUACAACACAGCUGCUUCGACUUUACUCCUGAUAAAAGCCUGACAGCUGUUUUCCUAAAAUGUGAAUGAUAAAAUAAUAAAGUAAUAUUUGUAUUAAUG